AUGCAUAAACUUAUAUAUCCGCAAGAACUGAAUUUGGACACAUCAGUGAAAGAACCCACCUUUGAAGAAAUGGUGAAAGCGGUAAAUAAGGAAUUACCUAAUCUACCACUGGAGCUUCAUGUGAAAAAUCGCUACAGAGGUUUUCGUUUAAAUAGCACAUGCGCUCCAUAUCCAGAAGUACUUGAAAUACAGUUUCAUAAUAAUGUCUAUCAGCAAUAUGCCAACUUAAAUGUGACAUUUGAAUUAUUUGCCGCAUACUAUGACAAUCGUACCACAGUGCCACAACAUCCUGUAAUACGUAUAUUAGCAAUGAUAAAUCAAAUUGAAGAGAAAUUUCCCACAAGUUACUGUCAAUUGUGGUAUGAAAAACAAAAGGAACCUAUAAUUCUGCCCAUAAUAGAAUAUUUACCAAUUUGGUAUAAAUAUUGGGGCAAUAAACCUAACCACUUAUAUCCACACAUGUUGACCUGUGUGCUGCCAAGAGAUAAAGUUUCCGAAGUUCCGCAAAGCAUAUCAAUUGUAAAUAAAGAGUGUGAUAAAGCUACAAAUCACCUGAAAGUCGUAUAUGAACCACCAUUGGGAAGGAGAACAAAAGGUGGCUUUGCAGUUUGUGUUAAGGGAUUUAUGUUCCCAUUUGCGGAUAUGUCAGCACGUUUAGUAGAGUGGCUUGAAAUGAUGCGUAUACUGGGUGCUCAAGAAGUAAUUGCUUACACAUUGACCAUACAUCCAAACACUACUAAAGUAAUAGAUUAUUAUAAGAAAAAGGGUUUCUUAAGAAUGUUUCCUUAUUCUUAUGCACGUGGUGAGCCUGUAUACGCUAAUUAUCAGCGUUAUAUUAUGAAGGAAGAUUACUUGAACAUGGUACUAAACGAAAUGUUUCCAUACAAUGAUUGUUUGUAUAGAAGUUUAUAUAAAUAUGAUUAUGUGGCUGGUAUUGAUAUUGAUGAAGUGAUUAUGCCAAUGGGUAACUGGACAUCAUGGUAUGAUAUUGUUGAAUAUAGUGAAAAAUUUCGAAAUUCAAAAUGUAAUAGUUAUGCAAGCAUUUGUUUUCGAAAUGUCUAUUAUCCAAGGUACGAAGGUCAGCCUCCAUAUUCCACGGAUAUACCGAAAUACUUUUAUAUGUUACAGCAUGUGAAAAGAGUUGAGAAACAUUUACCUUCUGGUAUGGCUGCCAAAUGUCUACAUAACACAAGUGAUGUCUUGACACUGCAUAAUCAUUUCAGUAUGAGUCGUUUGGGUUGUUAUGCAUUGGAUAUUAAUGUAACUGAAGCUCAGCUACAGCAUUAUAGAGAACCGGACGAUAAGAAAACUUUGAAUACCAGUGUGAUAUUUGCUCUGCACUUCGUUUACUUUUAUGAAAAGGACUUAUAA
This is a messenger RNA of Teleopsis dalmanni, 1371 nucleotides long. RefSeq lists its product as uncharacterized. The record is from RefSeq and is a predicted model, not a curated record. The coding region runs from base 1 to 1371 and encodes 456 amino acids. NCBI's taxonomy places the organism in Eukaryota, Metazoa, Arthropoda, Insecta, Diptera, Diopsidae. The transcript is spliced from 3 exons.